ACACUCUAGCCGACCUUAGCUAGACCUCCUGAGCAACCGUGACCUACCUACUUGUGACCCUGAUAACAUUAUCCGGUCGUCCAACGAUUGCCCCGACGGUCCGUCGCAGACUAGUCAGGCCAUCGCAUCAGAACGAACAUUUGAAAUUCUGAGCUCAGCCUAGCCUUAGUCACAUCCCACUCUUGACACUCCUUUCUUCCCCCAACAAGCUCUCGACGCCCAGAAGCACAGACCGUCCAAGGAGGUUGUAGGGACUAAAUCUCGGAUUUGUCGUAUCAUGCGGGGCUUGCUAUUUUCGACAUUUCCCACCUUCACUUGUUUUUUUGGGCUCACAAAUGGCCUUCAAAUUACCAUGGCGGACACGAUCACGCUCAACGUAGCGACAACCCUCAGUUAUGUGACGGAAUCAACGGAUCCCUCCAAUUGGCUUCUGCGCAAUGUUUAUGCCAACGGCACCACUCAAAUAGGCGGAGUACAGUCGGGAACGGGCACAGCCAGUUUUACUUUUCAAUCACCAGGCCCGCAUUUUCUUCAAGCAGUAGCCUACAACGAUUCUACUUCUGCAGUCACUUCUCAACCUUUCUAUACUGGCAAUCUGUUUACACCUGUUUCGAGCUCAGGUGCAUCUUCGUCUGCUGCAUCAGCAUCAGCAUCGAGCACGUCAUGUCCUUCCUCAUCCUCCUCGGUCUCUGCCUCACCUAAUGUCGGAGCAAUUGCCGGUGGAAUCAUUGGCGGGCUUGGGUUCCUUUCCGCAUUGAUAUUCUUCGUGCUGUGGUUCCGACUACGCAGAGAUUACAACCGAAAACCAAAUUUUGGUCAAACCGUGAAAGAAGCUAAUGGCGGUGGUGUUGUUCUUACUCCCAUUAUCGUUCCGCCAUAUCAAGGUCCACCCCCAACUCAAGCUGCCUCCACUUCGAUUUCCCCCACCUCUACUACGGAUUUGAGUUCUCCCAUUUCUCGACUGCAAGGUACCAUAAAAAGGAGACUACCUGAAGUUCCCAUGUCGGGUGUAGCGACGGGGCCAAUGGAUUCGGCAACCAGCCCAGGGAGCCAGAGCCAAUCAACGUUCCCGUCCUCGUAUUCGCAACAUGCACGCACUGAUUCUGCUGGUGAAGGAGGCGUCGUGCGGGAGCUUUCUGACUUGAGAAGGGAGGUGCAAUGGUUGAGAAAUGACAUCCACGGACCCCCUCCCAGCUACUAGUCGAUUUUCAUGACUUGCCUAUAUAGUGAACUCUGAUACAUUAGUAAUACCUUCGUUUCGAUUUUUCCCUUUCACU
This is a messenger RNA of Lentinula edodes (shiitake mushroom), 1277 nucleotides long. RefSeq lists its product as uncharacterized. NCBI's taxonomy places the organism in Eukaryota, Fungi, Basidiomycota, Agaricomycetes, Agaricales, Omphalotaceae. The record is from RefSeq and is a predicted model, not a curated record. Bases 278 to 1201 code for a protein of 307 amino acids. The transcript is spliced from 6 exons.